Molecule: messenger RNA, 1467 nt
Organism: Trichoderma breve
Lineage: Eukaryota; Fungi; Ascomycota; Sordariomycetes; Hypocreales; Hypocreaceae
Product: indoleamine 2,3-dioxygenase domain-containing protein
Exons: 1
Coding region: 1-1467 (488 amino acids)
Biological process (GO): 'de novo' NAD+ biosynthetic process from L-tryptophan
Cellular component (GO): cytoplasm
Molecular function (GO): heme binding; indoleamine 2,3-dioxygenase activity; metal ion binding
Source: RefSeq, a predicted model, not a curated record
AUGCUUCCUCCGAUCCCCGUCCUCGCCGAUUACGGCAUCUCACCCACUCACGGCUUUCUGCCCAGCACUCUCCCUCUCACCCGUCUACCAGAUCCUUACUACAACAAAUGGGAGGCUAUCGUGGCAAAUCUACAGGCUCUGAUCCUCAGUCGCCGGUUGCGCGGCGUCAUCGACCGCCUGCCGGUGCUGUCGACCGUGGGCCUGGAGCACGAUGCCGAGUGGCGUCGAGCAUAUUCACUGCUCUGCUUCAUGGCCCACGGAUACAUCUGGGGCGGAGAUUCACCCUCGGAUCGACUGCCGCCUCAAAUCUCGAUUCCGCUGCUGGAUAUUUCGCGCCACUUGGAGGUUCCGCCCGUGGCGACUUAUGCAGCCGUUUGCCUGUGGAACUUCAAACCGCUAUUUAUGGAUGAAGACAUUGACAACCUGGAGAACUUGGCCACGCUCUUUACGUUUACCGGGGCAAUUGACGAAUCAUGGUUCUAUCUCGUCUCGGUGGCCAUCGAGGCCCGCGGCGCUCCCAUCAUGUCUCUCAUGCUCACUGCCAUUGCGGCCGCGAGACAAAACGACUCUGCCGUUGUUACACGGUGUCUGCGGACUUUCGCUGAGCGCUUGACUGACUUGACAAAUAUUCUACAGAGGAUGCACGAGAGUUGUGAUCCCGUAAUCUUCUACAACCGCAUCAGGCCUUUCCUUGCCGGAAGCAAGAACAUGGGUGAAGCCGGCCUGCCGUUUGGAGUCAUUUACGACGACGGCACAGGCAACGACAAAUACCGACAAUACAGUGGAGGAAGCAACGCGCAGAGCAGCUUGAUUCAGUUUUUCGACAUUGCCUUGGGCAUUCAGCACCGACCUACGGGUGAAAAGAGAGAUGCCUCAUCCGAUUCAGACAGCCGUGGCCGAAGCGCAAAGCACAACUUUAUCCAGGAGAUGCGCAAUUACAUGCCAGGUCCCCAUGCGCAGUUCCUCGAGGAUGUCUCUCGCGUGGCCAAUAUUCGCGAAUACGUCCAAGAACACACUGAAGAUACUCAGCUUGCCCUCGCCUACGACGCCUGUCUAGCCAUGUUGAGCGCCUUCAGAGACAAGCACAUUGCCAUUGUCACACGCUAUGUCAUCACUCCAUCUCGCCAAGUCCGCGCCCGCAGCAGGUCUCGCAGCCCCGAAGUCGCUCGCCGGCCUCUCAAUCUUGCCAUUGCCUCUCGCAAGAGCGAAGGAAAGAGUCAAAAGGGCACUGGCGGCACGGCUCUGAUUCCCUUCCUCAAGCAGGCGCGGGAUGAGACGGGAGAGCCGGCUGUUGAAGAGUGGACGAAGAGGUUUAUGAAGAGACAGGUGAGGAAGGAAGGCAGCGGCGAUUUCUUCUUGGGCAAAGAAGAUGAAGGCGCUCCCUCGGAAACAGAAGAUGUCGAAGUCAAAGGUCUCGCCGGGACUUGGACGAUGGAGGAUGAGGUUGGUGGUAUUUGCUCGUAUUAA